ACAUCGAUCAUAAAAUCCAAAGUAAACUCUAGCUUAACCACUAAGCACACUUCCCAAUCCACCAUGUCGUUUCCCUUCAACCACCACCACCACAGCCACCACCACCGCCGCGACGACGACGACGAACGACCCUCCGUUUACCCUCCCCCGGGAAACUCCUUCAUCGACCCUCCUCAGCCUCAGCCACCCUUCUUCGGCGCCCCCCCGCCGGAGACUCACGUGUUCCAUACCUCUCACGUGUCGUCGGACUUCAAUUACUCCGCUCCCCCUCCUCCGGGGCCUCCUCCGCCUCACCAUCACGAACCCGAUCACUCCUUCGGCCACGGUUACGCCCCUGCUCCCGCUGCACCUGAUUACUCCCCCUACGGCACCUCCGUGCGCCACGUGUCCCACGAGAGCCACCACCACACCCCCCAUUUCCCUGUCUCUUCUCACAACGCUCCCGCCGCCACCGUUCACCACGUCAGCCACGAGGUGAACACCGCCGUCUCCGCCAAACCCACCGUCAGGGUUUUCACCAAAGCAGCGCCCAAUUUCUCUCUCACCAUUCGUCGUGGCGAAGUCAUCCUCGCACCCUCCGAUCCCACCAACCACUACCAGCAUUGGUAUAAGGAUGAGAAGUACAGCACGAGGGUGAAGGAUGAAGAGGGCUGCCCUGCUUUCUCUUUGAUCAACAAGGCAACUGGUGAGGCCUUGAAGCACUCCAUCGGAGCCACUCGUCCUGUUCGGCUGAUACCUUACAAAUCAGAUUAUCUUGAUGAGUCUAUUCUGUGGACUGAGAGCCGGGACUUGGGUGAUGGGCACAGAACUAUAAGAAUGGUCAAUAAUAUUCGUCUUAAUGUGGAUGCUUUUCAUGGUGACAAGAAUUCUGGAGGUGUGCAUGAUGGCACUUCAAUAGUCCUCUGGGAGUGGAACAAAGGUGAUAACCAGCUGUGGAAGAUCGUACCCUAUUGAGUACAAGUGGCUUAGAAGAUGCAUCAAGUUGAGAGGACUGUUGGCACUUCUAUUUGAGUGGUUUGGAUUGUGCUCGUAUGUUUUUACAUACGGGUGUUGUCUAGAGUGUGAAUGGUGUGUAGUGCAUUUACUGAUACCAGGCAACCAGCAUUUUUCAAUAGAAUAAGUGUUUAUCUAUUACAUAACAUACAAGUGACACUUGUUAUUGUGCUGAUUUCCGUAUAUUAUUGGUAUGCAGUUUAUGUGCCUCUUUAUAUCAUAAUGUGAUUCAGUGUGAACAAUUACUGCUGCCUGUUCAUACAUCUUUCA
Molecule: messenger RNA, 1263 nt
Organism: Cajanus cajan (pigeon pea)
Lineage: Eukaryota; Viridiplantae; Streptophyta; Magnoliopsida; Fabales; Fabaceae
Product: ricin B-like lectin R40G3
Source: RefSeq, a predicted model, not a curated record